AUGCCUACUAGAUUAACUAAGACCAGAAAACACAGAGGAAAUGUUUCUGGUAUGUGAUGACGGAAAACGAGUCUUUGAAUUUGAGAAAAGGGAGAAAUUGGAGCAAAGUUUGCAGUUUUCAAGUGAAGUCAGCGAGGGGGAGGAGUGACAGUCGGAUGUGACUCUGGCUAGCAGCUUCCAUCAUCCACGAUUCAGCGGGAGCAAUCCUUUUACCAAAUAUCCAGCAAAGAUACAAUCGAGCAGCAUUCUCAAAAGCUAGUGGAAGCUAGCAUGCUUUUUUUUAUCAGCGUUAAUUUUGCAUUUCUGAAGCAUCCUGUGUCCUGCGGAUAUAGACGGCUUUAGUUCAGAUCCAGCUCCAGCUUCCCCGGGGCCUAUUCACCGCUACCUCAUCCUACUUCCAAUUUUACUCCAUUUUUGUCAGUUUCAUUAUUUUUCAGUGCAAAUCAUGAGCAGAAUUUACUAACAACUUUUAAUAGCCGGUAAGGGUAGAGUUGGUAAACACAGAAAGCAUCCCGGUGGUAGAGGUAAAGCUGGUGGUCAACACCACCACAGAACAAAUUUAGAUAAAUACCACCCAGGUUACUUUGGUAAAGUUGGUAUGAGAUACUACCACAAGCAACAAGGUCACUUCUGGAGGCCAGAAAUCAAUUUGGACAAAUUGUGGACUCUCGUUGACAGCGAUAAGAAGGACGAAUACUUGCAAUCAUCCAGUGCUUCCGCCGCUCCAGUUAUCGACACUUUGGCUGCUGGCUACGGUAAGGUCUUGGGUAAAGGUAGAUUGCCAGAAGUUCCAGUUAUCGUCAAGGCUAGAUUUGUAUCUAAAUUGGCUGAAGAGAAGAUUAGAGCUGUUGGUGGUGUUGUUGAGUUGAUUGCUUAA
Molecule: messenger RNA, 877 nt
Organism: Lodderomyces beijingensis
Lineage: Eukaryota; Fungi; Ascomycota; Pichiomycetes; Serinales; Debaryomycetaceae
Source: the annotation of a GenBank genome assembly